UACGUGUAUCAGAGAGAUAAAAUUGAAGAUGAAUUAGAAAUGACUACAGUGUGCCAUAGACCCGAAGGACUGGAACAGCUUGAAGCACAAACCAAUUUCACUAAAAGAGAACUUCAAGUGCUUUACAGAGGAUUUAAAAAUGAGUGUCCUAGUGGGGUUGUUAAUGAGGAAACGUUCAAACAGAUCUACGCACAGUUUUUUCCUCAUGGAGAUGCUAGCACGUAUGCACAUUAUCUCUUCAACGCAUUCGACACCGCGCAGAACGGCUCAGUCAAGUUUGAGGAUUUUGUGAUGGCACUGUCCAUUCUGUUGCGGGGAACUGUUCAUGAAAAGCUAAGAUGGACAUUUAAUCUGUACGACAUAAAUAAGGAUGGCUAUAUAAACAAGGAGGAAAUGAUGGACAUCGUAAAGGCCAUUUACGAUAUGAUGGGAAAGUACACCUAUCCAGUGCUCAAAGAAGAUGCACCAAGGCAGCAUGUAGAAGUAUUCUUCCAGAAAAUGGAUAAAAACAAGGAUGGUGUCGUAACUUUAGAUGAAUUUAUUGAAUCAUGUCAGGAGGACGACAACAUCAUGCGAUCCUUGCAGCUCUUUGAGAACGUCAUGUAGCCGUGUCCGGCGAGCGCUGGAGGAGCCAGACUUACUGUGUAACAAAGUUCUCCUUUCUCGGUGAAAGCUUUUUACGAUUCAGCCAUGUCAGUGUGUGAGGGUUUUGUAUGACAUCUCCAACCCAAUGGCAACCGAAUGCAACCGAUCCCAACGCUCUCACCAGGAGAUGCUGGUGGACCUUUGUUUCGUUUUGGAAGCAUGUGAAUAUUUUAAUAAAUCCUGACAAGAG
This is a messenger RNA of Merops nubicus (carmine bee-eater), 835 nucleotides long. It is a transcript of the gene KCNIP1, whose product is annotated as Kv channel interacting protein 1. Gene Ontology annotation, molecular function: potassium channel regulator activity; transmembrane transporter binding; calcium ion binding. Lineage: Eukaryota; Metazoa; Chordata; Aves; Coraciiformes; Meropidae. The transcript is spliced from 8 exons. Bases 40 to 606 code for a protein of 188 amino acids. Gene Ontology annotation, biological process: regulation of potassium ion transmembrane transport. The record is from RefSeq and is a predicted model, not a curated record. Gene Ontology annotation, cellular component: voltage-gated potassium channel complex.